Messenger RNA from Paramisgurnus dabryanus, 2609 nucleotides. The record is from RefSeq and is a predicted model, not a curated record. NCBI's taxonomy places the organism in Eukaryota, Metazoa, Chordata, Actinopteri, Cypriniformes, Cobitidae.
AAAACUAUAUUGGGACUAUUGUAUAUAGUAACGCAGAUGAUCGUCCCCAGUCAGCAGGUUACUCGAGUAGAGUCGAAUACAUCACUGAUAAAACAAAAAAAACCCCAGAAACUCUUGGAUGAAAUGUGAUUUAAGAAUCAAUGAUCUACAGAAGACAGACAGUGGAUAUUACGGCUUUAGAUUCAUUGGCUUAGACAACUACAAGUACAUGAGCACACCUAUGAGUCUCACAGUUACAGACAAUCCUUGUAAGGUGAAGAUUGAUUCAUCAGAGAUUAAGUAUUCAGUCAAAGAGUCAGAUGAAUUUACUGUUCGCUGUUCAACCUCUGUUUCCUGCUCAUCUCAUCCUGAGUGGAUUCUCCAUAAACCAGGAAGAAAUCCAGAAAGAGUGACGUCAUUAAAUAAUAGAUACACACAGGAUAAAGAGGAAAAAGAAGGCAAAAAGAUCACCAGACUGAAAUUCAAUCCAACGUAUAAAGAUGACAACAUGAUCUUGUCUUGUCGUCCAGAAGAAAGUCAGGACAGCUGCCUCACUAGAAAUAUCACUCUGUCUGUUGAAUAUGCACCAAAGGAAGUAAAAGCAACAGUGAGCUCUGAUAAUGUGAAGGAAGGAGAUUCUGUUACUCUCUCCUGCACCUCUAGAGGUCGCCCUGAUGCCACCAUCUCAUGGUUUAAACAAGGGAGCGAAAAAUCACAAUUGGCUGAGUGGAGACUAGUUAAUGUUAAACAAGGAGACAGUGGACAAUACUACUGCAAAGCUGAAAACAAGCACGGAAAUGUAAAAUCAAAUAUAAUUUCUUUCAAUGUUAAGUAUGGUCCAAAAGAGGUCAGUGUGACACCUGCUGUUAACAUCAAUGAUCUCAGAGAGGGAGAUGAGCUGAAACUGAAGUGUUCAGCAGUAGUCAGUAAUCCACCAGUCAAAUGGUUUUAUUGGUACUUGAAUAAUUCCCAGUUAAGGCAACAAACCAGUCAGACAUUAACCAUCAGUCGAGUUACACCAGAACACAAGGGCUCAUAUUACUGCGAAGCAUACAAUGGAAUAAAUACAGCAAAAUCUAAUGAAGUUCAGGUAUCUGUAAAGUAUCCCCCUUCUACACCUGAGUUGACCAUGAAGAAUGAAGUGAGAGAAUAUGAUGUGAUCUCAAUAAUCUGCAAAGUGCAAAGUUUUCCUGCAUCAGAGCUGACAGUGACCGGACCCUCUGAUCUCACAAAUAUUCAGACGAGUCGAAUGAACAGCACUAAAUCUGAAAACAUGAUACAAAUCUACCUGAAUAUAACUGAGUCAGAUGCAGGUGUGUUCAGGUGCACGGCAAAAAAUUCAGAGGGAACAAAAUACACUGAAAUAAAGCUGCAGGUGUUACAUGCACCUAAAAAUGUUAUCGUGAGAUCUGAUGGGGAUCAGAUGAUAGGACACAAGCUGACUCUUGCAUGUAACUCUCGAUCUAAUCCAACAUCAUCCUCUUAUGAGUGGAAGAAACUCAUCAAUGGAGAAUUAAAGACGGUUGGGAAAUCACAGGAACUUCAACUUCACCAAAUGCUUCAUUCCCCAAAUAUUAAUAUCUUUAAUAAUGUGACAACUCAGAGGAAUUGGGAGCAUCCAGUCUAUCUGAUGUGUAGUGCUGAUGCUCAUCCUCCUCCGAAAGAUUUCAAAUGCUACAGAUUGGAGAAUAAAACAAUCUUGUCAAACCAUCAAAACUUCACCGUUCUACCUCAGAACCCAGGAAUGUACUACUGCACCGCAACCAAUGAUAUUGGGACCUCACAAUCUGAACACAUCACGCUAUUUUACCACAGUUUUGACACUUUGGACUUUUCAAUGAUUAUGUCAUUUUUGACGGGAAUGACGAUGUCUGCAGUCAUCUUCUCUGUGGUUUUGUGUUGUCAGGAGUCAUACAAAAGAAAAAACUGGCAUGAAAUGAUGGAUCCAAACGUAGAAACGACAGUUAUUUGGGAGGUUUUUCAUGACGAAGUGCAACCUCAGUAUUAGCAAAAUUGUUAAAAAACUAUCUGUAUCUGCUGAGCUGUUGCACAGAGCAAUUCACAUUUAACACUUUAUUUACCAGCACCUUCUGCUUAGUACACUGUCAUAUAAAUAAAUAAAGGGAAAAAAUGGUCCCAAGUUAUCAGGGAAUUGAAAAGAUCCUAAUACGCAUCAUUUAGGUACAGAUAUAUAGUACCAAUAUGUACCUCUGAGGUAGGUUACUAAAUAUGAACUAUAUAGUACUGUAGGUGGAAAGGUGUACUUUUUGAAAGGGUAACGCCCCAGUGCCACCUAUAGGGACAUUUUUUUGACCGUUUUUUCUGACAUUGUGAAACAGGAACAAAAUAACCAAUGCUGUUGCAUAUGUAAAUAAAUAAAUGUAAAUAAAAUUAUAUUAAUUAAUAUUUAUCCUUAACAUAAAGCACCCAAGGGCAUGCCAUUUCAUAAAUAUAAUAUAGUCAUGGCUAAAGGGGUUGCAGGCAUGACUUUCAGAUGCAUUAACAAUGUAGCAAAGCCUCUUGUAUGCUGCCUUGCUGCUUACUGUAAAUAUUAAUGUUACUGUUACUGUAGCUUAACUGUUAAAACAUUAUGUAUUAACAAACAUUGUAUGCUGAAUGUAUCAUUUUAA